Molecule: messenger RNA, 1770 nt
Organism: Scheffersomyces amazonensis
Lineage: Eukaryota; Fungi; Ascomycota; Pichiomycetes; Serinales; Debaryomycetaceae
Gene: SEP7
Product: septin
Exons: 1
Coding region: 1-1770 (589 amino acids)
Biological process (GO): actomyosin contractile ring assembly; cytoskeleton-dependent cytokinesis; division septum assembly
Cellular component (GO): cell division site; septin complex; cytosol
Molecular function (GO): molecular adaptor activity; GTPase activity; GTP binding
Source: RefSeq, a predicted model, not a curated record
AUGGAUCAACUGUAUACAUACGAAUCACCAUCUAUGAUCAGUAAUUCUCCUAUGAUUAAUUAUAGGAAAGAUGCUAAAAAGGGAGUAAAAUUUACCUUUAUGGUAGUAGGUGAAUCAGGUACUGGUAAAACUACUUUUAUUAAUAGUUUAUUAAAUAAAAAAGUUUUAAGUCAUCGUUUUGAAAAAGAUUUUACAAAUGGAGAUACAAAAACUUUAACAUUUACAUCAGCUAAAUCAGUAGCUUUACCAAAUACUUCUAUAUUAACUCGUCAAGAAUUUAAUCCAAGAACUGCCAAUGAAGAACCAGGAAUUGCUUUAACUGAAACUAAAGUAGAAUUAAUUGAUGAUGAUAAUUUAAAAUUAUUACUAAGUAUAAUUGAUACGCCUGGAUUUGGAGAUAAUUUAAAUAAUGAAUUAUGUUUUACAGAAAUUGAAAAUUAUUUAAAACAACAAUUUGAUUUAGUAUUAGCUGAAGAAACUAGAAUAAAAAGAAAUCCAAGAUUCAUAGAUACUAGAGUUCAUGCAUUAUUAUAUUUUAUUACUCCAACUGGUCAUGGAUUAAGAGAAAUUGAUAUUCAAUGUAUGAAAAAAUUAUCAAAAUUUGUUAAUAUUAUUCCAGUUAUAGGUAGAGCUGAUUCAUUUACUGAAAAAGAAUUAAGACAUUUUAAAAAUCAAAUAAAAAUUGAUAUAGAAAAAUUUAAUGUACCUAUUUUCCAAUUUGAUAGUGUAUUAAAUGAAUUUGAUGAAGAAGAAGAUUAUGAAUUAAUUCAAGAAUGUAAAUAUUUAGCAGCAUUACAACCAUUUGCUAUAAUUACUUCAGAAGAUGAAUAUGAAGUUAAAGAUCCAAUUAAUGGAGAAAUUAAAUUAAUAAGAGGUAGAAAAUUACCUUGGGGAUUAAUUGAUAUUAAUGAUACAAAUUAUAGUGAUUUUUCAAUUUUAAAAUCAGUAUUAUUAGGAUCUCAUUUACAAGAUUUUAAAGAUUUAACUCAUGAUUUCUUAUAUGAAACUUAUAGAACUGAAAGAUUAACUAAAGUAACUGGAGGUUCUAAUCUUGUUAAAAAUGAAGAUGAUUAUGAUGAUAGUGAAUUUCAUGAUACGGUUGAACAUCAUCCUGAAUUUGGUGAUAAUACUAUUCCUUCAUUAUCAAAUUUGGCUCAAUUAACUGAUAUAACCAAUACAUCAAUUGUAAGUCAUAAUAAUAUUAAUAAUAAUAAUGAUGAUGCAUCACUUGCUUCUAAUAGUUCUACUAGUAGAAAGAAAUCAACUAUGUUAUUAGAAGAAGAUGAUGAUUCACCAAAAUUAAAGGAUAAUGGAUCAUUUACAUCUUCAACAUCAACAAUUUCUUUUGAUCAAGGUAAAGAUAGUUAUCCACCUCCAAGAAAUCUUACUCCAACUAAUGGACAAUUUAAGAGACUUUCAAUUGCUCCUCAACGUAAUCAAUUACGUCAAAUUUCUGAAACUGUACCUUAUGUUAUUAGACAUGAAAGAAUUUUAGAAAGACAACAAAAGCUUGAAGAAAUGGAAAUGGCUAGUGCUAAAGAAUUAGCUCAUAGAGCUGCAUUAUUAGAAAAGAAGGCACAAGAAUUAAAGGCUAAAGAAAGAGCCUUAAUGAAGAAAAUGGAAUCUCAUAAUGCUCUGUCAAUUAAUGGUGAUAGAGAAGAGAUUGAAGAAAGUCAUGAGCGCAAGAUACCAGAUGUGAAUGAGAAUAUUCGUAGUAUAGCUAAGGAUGAGACGUUGACAGAUCUUCAUUCUAUUGUUGGAGAUAAUUAG